This is a messenger RNA of Notechis scutatus (mainland tiger snake), 1618 nucleotides long. RefSeq names its product peroxisome proliferator activated receptor gamma (gene PPARG). Gene Ontology annotation, cellular component: nucleus. Lineage: Eukaryota; Metazoa; Chordata; Lepidosauria; Squamata; Elapidae. Gene Ontology annotation, molecular function: zinc ion binding; DNA-binding transcription repressor activity, RNA polymerase II-specific; nuclear receptor activity. The record is from RefSeq and is a predicted model, not a curated record. Gene Ontology annotation, biological process: cell differentiation; fatty acid metabolic process; negative regulation of inflammatory response.
GGCGAAGCCUUUGCUCCUGCCGCGUUGACAGCGUCAGGCUUUACAAUGGUUGAUACCGAAAUGCCGUUCUGGCCCAUGAGCUUUGGUAUUAGCCCAGUUGAUCUUUCUACAAUGGAUGAACAUGCCCAUGCAUUUGACAUAAAGCCCUUCAGCACCGUUGAUUUUUCCAGCCUUUCUUCGCCACAUUAUGAGGAUCUCCCUCUUGCAAGAACUGACCAGAUAGCCCUUGACUAUAAAUAUGAUGUGAAAUUUCAAGAUUGUCAAAAUGCAAUUAAAGUAGAACCUCCGUCUCCACCAUAUUUCUCAGAAAAACUUCAGAUGUAUAGUAAGCCUCAUGAAGAAGCCUCUAGUUCUCUCAUGGCUAUUGAAUGCAGGGUGUGUGGGGACAAAGCUUCUGGGUUCCAUUAUGGAGUACAUGCAUGUGAAGGUUGCAAGGGUUUCUUUCGCAGAACAAUCCGUUUAAAAUUAAUCUAUGAUCGAUGUGAUCUCAACUGCCGCAUUCAUAAAAAAAGUAGAAAUAAAUGUCAAUAUUGCCGAUUCCAAAAGUGUCUUGCAGUUGGAAUGUCACAUAAUGCUAUUAGGUUUGGGCGAAUGCCACAAGCUGAGAAGGAGAAACUCUUGGCAGAGAUUUCAAGUGACAUCGACCAGCUGAACCCUGAGUCUGCUGAUCUGCGAGCCCUGGCCAAGCUGCUCUAUGAUUCCUACAUAAAGUCUUUCCCCCUGACCAAAGCCAAGGCAAGGGCAAUCUUGACAGGAAAGACAACAGACCAAUCACCAUUUGUCAUUUAUGACAUGAAUUCCUUAAUGAUGGGAGAAGACCAGAUCAAGUGUAAACAUUUGACCCCCAUGCAAGAGCAAAACAAAGAAGUGGCCAUACGUAUCUUCCAGCGCUGCCAAUUUCGCUCGGUGGAAGCUGUUCAGGAAAUCACUGAAUUUGCCAAAAGCAUUCCAGGUUUCGUGAGUUUAGACCUCAAUGACCAAGUAACUCUCCUGAAAUAUGGAGUGCAUGAGAUCAUCUAUACACUCCUAGCCUCCAUGAUGAAUAAAGAUGGCGUUCUCAUAUCCAAUGGACAAGGAUUCAUGACUCGGGAGUUCCUAAAGAGUCUGCGGAAACCUUUCUGUGACUUUAUGGAGCCAAAAUUUGAGUUUGCUGUCAAAUUCAAUGCACUGGAAUUAGACGACAGUGACCUGGCAAUAUUUAUAGCUGUCAUUAUUCUUAGUGGAGAUCGCCCUGGAUUACUGAAUGUGAAACCUAUUGAAGAUAUUCAAGAUAGUUUGCUGCAAUCACUAGAACUCCAGUUAAAGCUGAAUCACCCAGAAUCAUCACAACUGUUUGCAAAAUUGUUGCAGAAAAUGACAGACCUCAGACAGAUUGUAACAGAACAUGUGCAGCUGUUGCAAAUUAUAAAGAAGACGGAGACAAACAUGAGCCUUCAUCCACUCCUACAAGAAAUUUACAAGGAUUUGUAUUAAGGGUCAUCAGAUUUCUAAUUCAUUUACAUAAGUACGUUCAUCAAAUUGCACUAUUUCUUUAAGAGGGAAAAUAUUACAUACCUAAGAAAUUACUGUGAAAAAAACCAUUUAAAAAGAGACAGAGCUUUACUAUUAUAGAUCUAUU